Mugil cephalus (flathead mullet) is the source of this 671-nucleotide messenger RNA. It is a transcript of the gene hspe1, whose product is annotated as heat shock 10 protein 1. The record is from RefSeq and is a predicted model, not a curated record. The transcript is spliced from 4 exons. Gene Ontology annotation, molecular function: ATP binding; metal ion binding; protein folding chaperone. Bases 163 to 462 code for a protein of 99 amino acids. Gene Ontology annotation, cellular component: mitochondrial matrix. NCBI's taxonomy places the organism in Eukaryota, Metazoa, Chordata, Actinopteri, Mugiliformes, Mugilidae.
UGAACGUACUAGAACUUUCUUUAGGGACUGCCAAAUUCAGGCAUGUAGUGCGCAUGCGUUUUCUGGAUAUUUCCUCACGUGGAGACGGUCUCGUUCACUGUGUCAGAUCCACACUCAGCCAGGAAGGUCCCACGCCGGCGUUCAGACUGCUCACAUCCAGAAAUGGCUUUCAGAAAAUUCCUCCCACUGUUCGACCGGGUGCUAGUGGAGCGCCUCAUGGCCGAGACGGUAACGAAGGGUGGCAUCAUGCUGCCGGAGAAGUCUCAAGGCAAAGUGCUGCAGGCCACAGUGGUGGCAGUUGGACCUGGCACUGUCAACCAGAAAGGAAACAUUCAGCCGAUGAGCGUCAAGGUUGGAGAGAAAGUUCUUCUACCAGAGUACGGCGGCACUAAAGUUGUUCUGGAUGACAAGGACUACUUCCUGUUCCGUGAUGGAGAUAUCCUCGGUAAAUACGUGGAAUGAUAAAUACGUAAUAAAUACUUUUUUUUUUUGUUGUUGUUUUUGUUUUUUCUUUUUAGGUUUUGUUUUCUUUUUUGUUUGCUCGUGUAAAGUCCUGUCAUCGGUGGAGAAAAGAAAUUAAAGUUCAGUCAUGUAUGUUUUUCUUUUUUAUGUUAUUGCAAAUUGUAAAUAAUUCAACACAUUUUGUUACAAUAAUAAAUAUGACCUCUUAA